Messenger RNA from Labeo rohita (rohu), 3521 nucleotides. It is a transcript of the gene lsamp, whose product is annotated as limbic system associated membrane protein. NCBI's taxonomy places the organism in Eukaryota, Metazoa, Chordata, Actinopteri, Cypriniformes, Cyprinidae. Gene Ontology annotation, cellular component: neuron projection. The transcript is spliced from 9 exons. Bases 1 to 1350 code for a protein of 449 amino acids. The record is from RefSeq and is a predicted model, not a curated record.
AUGUCCACCAGCUGUCGGCGAGAUCCGCCCGCGUCUCCGAUCGUAACCCCUGAUCCCGUGCCGAGCUCCUCGCCGCAGCCAGCGGCCUGUGAAAUAGGCUCCACUUCACGGCGCGGAGACGCGCGGCACAUCCAUCUGGCCUCCGAGGGAUCGGCGCGCUUCACGCUCGCCGCGGUACAACAUCUGGCCCGACGCGAGCGCGUUCGCGCCGUUCCGCUCCGGACGCUUCCUGAGGCUCUACGCCGGGUUGUCAGAGAUCGUGUGCCGACGGGAAACUUCCAGGAGCGGCUCUGGGACGUGAUUGAGCGUUUACACACUCGGCGUUUGAGCUCAGCGACUCCCACCGCCUUUACUCUCAGUGUUGAGCCUCAGAGGAAACGGAUUCAUGCUGCUGGUCGUUGGAUGCUUCAAGUUAACGAUGUAAAUGAGUUUAAACAUCAGAUCACCUUCGCACAACCAGUGGUGUUUAUCUCCGUCUGUCUCUCUGUCAGGUGUUAUGUGGACGAUAAGGUGUCUAAGGUGGCCUGGUUGAACCGCUCGAACAUCAUCUUCGCGGGCGAGGACAAGUGGUCCCUGGACCCGCGGGUGGAGCUGGUGACUCAGGGUCAGCUGGAGUACAGUCUGAGGAUACAGAAGGUGGACGUGUUCGACGAGGGGCCGUACACCUGCUCCAUCCAGACCAAACAGCAGUCCAAGACGUCACAGGUCUAUCUCAUCGUUCAAGUUCCUCCCAUCAUCUAUAAAGUUUCGGAAGACAUCACUGUGAACGAGGGCAGUAACGUGACAUUGACGUGUUUGGCCAAUGGGAGGCCAGAUCCCUCCAUCACCUGGAGACUGCUCAACCCGUCAGCCGAGGCUCUGGACGUGGGCGAGUAUCUGGAGAUCUCUGGGAUCGUUCGCUCUCAGGCCGGACGUUACGAGUGUAAAGCGAGCAAUGACGUCUCCACUCCUGAUGUCAAAUACGUCAACGUGGUGGUGAACUACCCGCCGUACAUUAAGGAGGUGCGGAGCUCCGAGACGCCGGUGGGUCAGGCUGGAGUCCUGCACUGUGAAGCUUCUGCAGUUCCUCAGCCUGAGUUUGAGUGGUACAGAGACGAGCGCCGACUGUCCAGCUCUCAGAGCGUCAACAUUCAGAUCAGCGGCUCGCGUACGCUGCUGGUGGUGGCAAACGUCACGGAGGACGAUUAUGGAAACUACACGUGUGUGGCUACCAACAGACUGGGAAUCCACAACGCCAGCGUGUUCCUCUACAAACCUGGCACGGGGCGGGACAUCAACGCCUCGGGCUGCGCGUGUCAAUCAUUCUGGCUCCUCCUCCUGUCCGUUCUCUCGGCUCUUCUGAAGUGUUAAUGUUCAGCUCUGAACGCUGAUCAUCUGAUCGUCUCAGACUGUUUCCAUCCGUCCAUCCACGCUCACCGUUACGCCCCGGCAGGACGACCGUCUUAUUAUCAGGAAAAAAAUAUGACAUGGAGAAAAGAAAGAAGGUGCUCUUUUUAAGACAAGAAUAUUGUCAUUUAACCGGUUUCAAGCACUGACUUCCAGUGACGCCUGUCUGUCUGUCUGUCUGUCUGUCCGUCCGUCCGUCCGUUCGUCUGUCUGACAGUUCGAGUGCAUGUAUGUGAUUUGCCGCAGAAACCCGGAGCGAAAUCACCUAGAGAAAUGGUUCAUUUCAUUGUGUUUUCCCAUAAUGCUCCGCAGCCUGUUCCGAAAUCUGCCUAAUGUAAACUAAUGAAAGAGCGCUAGAAUCAAUCACGUAGGGUCGUUCAGAACCGAUGACUAGCAGAAGGGACUGAAACACAGUAUUUUCUGCUGGUGGUGCGUCGUUCGCGAAGAUUCUCUGAGAUCAGAACAAUCACGGGACGUUUGAGACGCUCGCGUCCGUCGGCGUUUGCGACGAUCGGUCGGAGAAUCUUUUCACAGAGGCAGAACACACCCCGCCCCCACACCCGUAGCUCCGCCCACACGCACUAAACCCCUCCCACAUCAAGCGGAUCUGCGGGUGUGAUCUCCUGUGAAAACCCGAGUCAUCAGAGAACUCUCUCUCUCUCUCUCUCGUGAAAAACGAUUGUUCUGGUGGGAAACCUGUAGAAUUCCGUGGAAUGAUUUUUACCGUGUGUGUGAGAUUCGCCCAAAAACACACGUGACCUUCAUGUCCCGAACCUCGUCUUCUGCGUGUCUGUGAAAUCGUAUGAACUCUGAAUUGUACGACACCAAUGAAUGCUUCGCUUCGAUUCGCCGCUCAUCCCGUCGCGUCGUUCGUCUGUAAAUAUUCUUUUGAAUCGAAUGUCCUCAACGUGGAAACGAAACGAAUCUUCAGUUCAGGUUUCUUCGUAUGUAGUUCAUUAUCUGCGGUGGCGCUUUGAUGCUUCCUGUAACGAACUGAAAUUAGAUACUAAACGUAAAGAUUUUUAAUACAAAUAUUUAAAUAUCGCGUUCUAAAACUAGAUUUACCUUUGAAGCGGCUGCACUACUCUUCUUAUUUAUAGAGACUGAUCAUUUCUGUUCGUUAGUUAUUAUAAUAGUAGUUGUACAGAAAUGAGCUGAAUUCACUGACUGCCAAACGAUUCUAGAAAACGAUAUAAAACAAGCCAUUUUAGAGAUGAUUUACAAACACACCGAGUCCACACACACACACGGUAGUUUGCUUUGUCGUCGAAUUCGUGACGCGUCCGUCCCAGAUUUAUUUAUUUCCAAGUUCUCCGAGAGCAGGUUGUGUGUACGCAUUCAUUACAUUAUUAAAGACGUUUUAUGAAGUAUUAUGAAUCCCUCCUGGGCUUACAGCAGUGAGCUCUUCAGCCCUUUGAUUGACAGCUCUCUCAGCCAAUAAGCUUUUAGCGUGUGAGCUCUGAUGCCUUGAUUGGACGAACCCGCGCGUGGCUCGUGCGUCAGUGAUCGCGGGCUCGGCGUCUGGAUUUUAAGGGCUAGUCGUGCGUCUCCUGUAGUCUCUCGCUCGUGCCCUGAACGCCAGUGUUUGGGUUUGAUCCGAUCCAAAGUCAAGCGUCCUGAAGUCCGGAUCAGGACGGUGUGUUUUCUAUCUGAACGCCUCUGUACAGCUUCACUGCAGCGCGCGUUUAACACUUACACUCAGUGAGGAUCAGCUGACUUUAAUUUCACCAUGUUUAGUGUGUGUGUGUGUGUGUGUGUGUGUGUUUUUACUCCUGUAACAUGACAAGAAAACUGGACGGUGUUUUUGUCGAUCCUCUUUUGCUACGGGACGCAGGAGUCUCCAGUAAGAGAUUUUCCGGGUCGUUCGACUGACAUCUUCAUGAAAAGCAAUGAACAUUUUCUAACUGUGUUUAUUUACUCUAAAAUUACCGCAGUCAUUUUUUAAACCCUUCUGCUCUGUAAAGAACUCAUGAAGUGUUUAAAAUGGAAAUAAAGUCAUUUGUUGUAUUUGAGAGUGGGUUUAAGAAAAAAAAAAAGAGAUUGUACUUUUUGGUGAGAAAAUGAGGCUUAUGAACUCCGUUAAUCAUGUAACAUGCAAAUAAAGGAAUAUAAAGAUUGUUAGAUCUCCCUUUAAA